AUGACACCUUCAACAUUGCUUUCAAUAGGCAUUGCGAUUGCGGCCGUUUUCAUCUUCUGGACUCUGUCCUCGACCUCGUCAUCGCCCUUUGCUCAUAACUUCCCUCGCCUAUACAAUCAACGAAUAUGUCUCUUGAUUGCGCAUCCCGACGACGAAGCCAUGUUCUUCGCACCCACCGUGCUAGCUCUGACAAAGCCGGAGCUCGGCAACCAUCUCAAGAUCCUAUGUCUCAGCAGCGGUACGUCCACCCCGAAACCCACAGUGCAUGUUUCCCGAAAACUAACCGAGGUGGUAUCGGCGAUGGCAGGAGACGCCGACGGGCUAGGUCACAUUCGCAAGAAGGAGCUUCAGAAAAGCGCAAUGCAGCUCGGUCUCCGCAACGAAUCAGAUGUCUUCGUCGUUGACGACCCAUCCCGAUUCCCCGAUAGUAUGGCCACCACGUGGUCGGCGAACGAGAUAUCCAGUCUCCUGGCCGCUGCGUUUGCCCCGGAAAUCAAAACAACAGGCAGAGAAUCUAAGACAAACCGGAGCCCGACCAUUGAUGUGAUCCUCACCUUUGAUCAACACGGUGUUAGCAACCAUCCUAAUCAUCGCUCUCUUUACCACGGGGCUCGGCAUUUUCUUCACUCCCUCAUGAAAGAUAAGGCCGGGUACUCAUGUCCUGUCUCCCUGUAUACGUUGACGACGACAAAUAUCCUGCGGAAGUAUGUGGGGGUGCUGGACGCGCCUCUGACCAUGGCACGGGGUGCGUUGGCAUCUGUAUUCUCGACUGUGUCUCUGGUUCGUAGGUCAAGGGAGUCGGGUCCUCCUUCGAGGUUGCUGUUUGUUAGCUCCGUGACAGAUUGGAUGACUGCGCAGUCGGCCAUGGUGACGGCUCAUAAGAGUCAGAUGGUUUGGUUCCGUUGGGGUUGGAUCACUUUUGGUCGGUAUAUGGCAGUGAAUGACCUGGACCGGGAGAGGAUUUGA
This is a messenger RNA of Aspergillus tanneri, 966 nucleotides long. It is a transcript of the gene GPI12, whose product is annotated as PIG-L family deacetylase. Lineage: Eukaryota; Fungi; Ascomycota; Eurotiomycetes; Eurotiales; Aspergillaceae. The record is from RefSeq and is a predicted model, not a curated record. The coding region runs from base 1 to 966 and encodes 321 amino acids. The transcript has a single exon. Gene Ontology annotation, molecular function: N-acetylglucosaminylphosphatidylinositol deacetylase activity. Gene Ontology annotation, cellular component: endoplasmic reticulum. Gene Ontology annotation, biological process: GPI anchor biosynthetic process.